AUGCUACUACGGUAUACGCUAGCGCUGGCCACGGCCCUGCUGGCCCCCGUUUUCGCCCAAGAAGAAGCGUCCGAGUCUUGCAAAGCGGCGAUGCAGGCCUGCGAAGACGAUCUGGACUGCAACAACUUGUUGGGGCCGCUGGCUUCGGCUUGCUCCACCCUCACCUGCCAACCCCAGUGCCGUGCUGCCGUGAUGAACCUGUAUCAAAAUAAACUCGGACGAGUGUUGCUUAAAACUGACGGCUCAUGCGUGCACGGGCGGGACGAGUUGAGGCAGUGUAAUUUUAUGCCGAAUGGGAAGGUGGUGCAUUGCGGAAUUGCGAAGCUGGCUUGCGAGGGGGAUAUGCAGUGCCAAUCCAAACUCCAAGUGUACAUGUCGGAGUGUGAGGCGGAAACGGCACGCGGGGAGUGCUCGGGCAAAUGCCAGGGAUUCUUGAAACAGCUGACCAGCGUCCCGCACGGAAAACUCUUCGAGACGUGCACGUGCACCGAAAAGGAGGACCAGCUGUGCCGAAAAAUGCGCGAUGAAGUGCUGCAGCCGUGUGUUAAUCCAAAACCCACUCCUGGUCCGGAGGCGUCCACGCGAGCCCCUACUCGCCCAGUGCCAGCCCGAGCCAAGCCCGACGAGCCGUCAUCGGCUCCAUUUGUCCUCCCAUCUCUCCUCCUGGCCGCUCUGCUGGUUUACAGGGCCCUGUCGGCCAUCACCGAAUUC
Mesorhabditis spiculigera is the source of this 711-nucleotide messenger RNA. NCBI's taxonomy places the organism in Eukaryota, Metazoa, Nematoda, Chromadorea, Rhabditida, Rhabditidae. The record is from the annotation of a GenBank genome assembly.